CCCACCAUCCUCAAAAGGUCAAGGGCAAGAUCGAGGACAAGGACAAGCUCGCUGGUUUGCAGCGCCCCAUGUUCACUGCGCACAUCCAAACACACCACCCUCUGCGAGCGCGAUCGACCGACCAGGAUGGCGCCCUCUGAUCCACCUCGCAAACCCGGCUAUGCUUCCGUCCCCCCUCCAGCGCCCAGCCCAGAGGUGGGCAACGACUCGGAAGCGCGCACGCGGGAGCAGCUCGGAAAGCGCAACCUAACAGCCAGCACACGAGGUCUCCAUUCGCCGCAUCACCCGUCCACCUCUGCAGCAGCCGAGUCUUCCGUCACCACAUCGCCCUUUGCUCCUGCAGUCUCUCCCAUUCACGCCCCAGCAGCUGCUGCAUCCUCCUCCUCCUCCUCUUCGCCCGGCGCUACCAUCACCGUGGAUAGGCACGACAAGGCGGCAGAAUCUGCUUGGCAGCACAAGAUGGAGACGACGGGAGGUCAGAACCUCAACGUGGUGCAGACCUACAAGGCUCACUUUCGCGAAGAUCCUUGGACUUGGUUCGGUCAAAUGUAUCAGUACGGGCAGGGAACGGGAUGGAGAGCUUACACCGACUAUAUUGGUUCGCCGAUUCUGUACCCGACGCAGUCCACGGAAGUCGUUCAGAGUCUAGCGCAGUCAAAGCAAGUGCAAGAGCGCAUACAUGCGCUCGCCUCGAGCAGGGUCGAAUCCUUGUUUGCUACCGUUCCUCCUCCCAAGACGGAAGAGGCGCGCAAGGAGCUGCAGCGCUUCAAGGAGAAGCGGAGGCUGGAACUGGAACGCAACCUGACCGACGUCGCUCGUGGACUCGCCGAGACCAAUGUCGCCCGGCUCGACAGUAUCAAGUUUCUGCGCGGCUUUGCAUGGUCCGUAGAGUCCAUCUUGGCUCGGCUGUACCAUCAAGGCAUUCACAUUUCCGUCGCCCAGGUGCUCGAGCUCCGCCGUGUCGCAUCUUACUGCGCGGAGCGCAAGAUCAGUCUGCUCUUUGCACCUUCUCAUUCCUCGCACAUUGACUACUUGACCCUCUCGUGGCUCAUGUUCCGACUUGGAAUCGCUGUACCGCACAUUGUGGCUGGAGAGAAUCUGGAUCUGCCGGUGCUCGGCAAUGUCCUCAAGCGCGGAGGAGCCUUUUUCAUUCGGCGCACCUUUGCUGGCGAUCAGCUCUACCCUAUUGUGAUCAAGGAGUACGUGGAGCAGCUGUUGGCAGCCGGAAAGAACAUCGAGUGCUUCAUCGAGGGAACGAGGAGUCGAACCGGUAAACGACUCCCUCCAAAGCUCGGCAUCCUCAAAUACGUCGUCGAAGCCCUGCUGAAUGAGCGCACGGAAGACGUUUUCAUCGCGCCAGUCAGCGUCCAGUACGACAGUGUCAUCGAAAGUUCGACGUACGCGGACGAGCUUCUGGGCAAGCCAAAAGAAGCAGAGUCGCUAUUUGGUUUGCUGGGCUCCUCUAGCUCCGUAUUGCAGCUCAAGUUGGGGCGCAUCGAUGUGCGCUUCCAAACCCCGUGGUCGCUCAAGGGCUUCAUCAACGAGCAGAAGCUGCGACGCGAAGCACCCACCCCUGAUCACAAGUCCAAGAUGGAGCUGGAUCUGUUCAACAAUGACGAGCACAAGAUUCUGCUUCUCAAGGCGCUUGGCUAUAGGAUCUUGAACGAUGUCAACAAUGCCAGCAUCAUCAUGCCAGCUGCGCUCUGCGGUACCAUUCUCUUGAUUCUUCGAGGGCGCGGCAUCGGUAGGAGCGAUCUCAUCAAGCGCGUCGAAUGGCUGGCAGGCAUCAUCCGAGGCAAGGGCUACCAGGUGGCAGACUUCGGCAGCCUCUCGACGGCAGAAGUCGUCGAUCGCGCCAUCACUGGUGUCAUGAAGGGGCUGGUGGAGAUCGAGACGGACGUGAUGGAGCCGACGUACGUGCCAGUCAAGCGCUUCGAGCUUUCCUUCUUCCGCAAUCAGGUCAUGCACGUAUUCGUAUCCGAGGCGCUCCUGUGCUCCGCGCUCUACACUCGUGUCAAGCAAGGAGGAGAAACGCCGAACCAAUUCAUGAAGAGGGAAGCGCUGGUAGCCGAAGCGGGAUUCAUCUCGCACGUACUGCGGGAAGAAUUCGUCUUUAACUCUGCAGACAAGCUCGAGAACAAUGUGCGGGCAACGGUCGACCAGCUCGUUGCCGACGAUGUGCUCGCGUUUGACGAGCAGAACCGCGUAGGCUUGAGCACACGCGAGAGACGUGUCGGACGAAGCAACUUUGAUAGUUAUCUGUUUCUCGUCUUUCCUCUCAUCGAAGCCUACUGGCUCUCUGCAUGCUCCCUGCUGCUGCUCGCCCCGCCGCCUCCGAAGGGCCAGGCGCCCGGGUCGGUCCAGUCUUGGUUCGCGGCCAAGGAGUUUGAGAAGCGUGCACAGUUGUUCGGCAAGACGCUGUAUGCAGGAGGCGAAAUCUCCUACCUCGAGGCCAUCAAUCUGGCUACGCUGUCAGCAGCCAUGGUGCGCUUCCAAGAGCUGGGAUUCAUCGUCAGACGCAAGUCGGACGGACCCAAGCCGGUGCCUCUGGUCGCUCUGAACCCAGCGUACGUGCCAACGUACGAUGCGGAGGGCCGCGUGACCAAUACAGGCCCGCUGGUCAGUUUCCUGGAGCGAUUGAGCGCGUUCAGACGUGAGGGCAAGGACAGAAGAGACGAAGGCAGCGUCAUCUCUGAACGCAUUGGCAACGUUGUCAGGGCCAACUUUGCUCCGGUCGUCGAGUUGACGCGCCUGGGCGAAAGUCGCAUUUGAGAGCGGCUCGUUGAGCGGCUCGUUGAGCGGCACGUUUCGCUGCAUGUACGCAAUUCACGAUUUGCACCCGUUCGAAUGUCAAGCGCGUGACGUCGUGACGUCGUGAC
Ceraceosorus guamensis is the source of this 2879-nucleotide messenger RNA. RefSeq names its product acyltransferase-domain-containing protein. The record is from RefSeq and is a predicted model, not a curated record. Gene Ontology annotation, cellular component: mitochondrial membrane. Lineage: Eukaryota; Fungi; Basidiomycota; Exobasidiomycetes; Ceraceosorales; Ceraceosoraceae. The transcript is spliced from 14 exons. The coding region runs from base 127 to 2772 and encodes 881 amino acids.